CAGUUUCUCAAGUGGCUCCCUCUAAGAUAAAGGUAUGCUUUUUUAAUGGUUGAAUUAUGUUGACCAUGAAUACUGAAUUUAUCAACGUUGCCAUGGUAGUUGCUUACAAUAAUAAACCUAAUAUCCGGAUUUGUCUUAAAACAGAAGUGAUUCAAGAGGAUACCAUGGAAAAGCAUGGUAUUAUUAAGCACGGCAAGGAGAAAGUAAAAACUACCAAUGAGAUCGAACCGGUUCAUGGAUUAACAUAUUGUCGUAGAAAAGCUAAUAAAAUGCGUCAUUCUAAUAAAGGGAAAUUUAAAUUGGAUGAUAUGUCUUUUAAUGAUAAGAGCGAUGAUAAAAUAAGUUCUCCAAAAAGUAAGAGUAGACGUCAUCUUCGUAAAGAGAUUGAAAGACUGAUGGAAGAGAAUCAUAUGUUAAUGAUGAAAUUAGAAGAUUUCAAUGCGAUUACAGAUGAUAGGGAGGAACAAAAGGAUAAAGAUAAAUUAAUAUUUAAAAUACGCGAUAAGUAUCAUAAAUUAGCGCAGGAAUAUGAGCGUGUACAACAGGAGUGCGAAGAAUUGAAUGUUCUUUUGAAGCAAAAAGAAACGGAAUAUAGACAAUUGCAUGUUCAUCAUGAAGAAUCGACUCAGGUUUAUCAACAAUUAGAAAAAACAAAAGAUAGUUUAUUAAAUCUUAAUCAAAAAUUAAAAUCUGAUAAUAUACAAUUGAAGGAAGAUAUUGUGCUUCUUAAAAAAGUAAUUUAUCAAUUAAAUGUAGAAUUAGAAAGGUAUCAGGAUAAACUGAGAUCAUGUGGACAAAUUAUACCAUUGCAAUAUAGUACUGGUACGAUGAACGAUGCAGAACUGUCUAAAGAAAAUAAGAAGAUGUUAGAAUCUUGGGGUAAUGUAGAUUUACAUGUUUUGGGUCCUCUUUUAAACGCAUAUCAAGAGAAUAUAAUAGAAAAGAAAGAAUUGAUAAGCAAGUAUGAACGUGAACUCAAUGAUUUUACUGGCAGAUGUAAGGAAAUUAUAUCGGAAAAUGAAUAUUUACAAAAGGAAUUGGAAAAUUCUAAAUCAAAGUGUAAUAGGUAUGAGGAAGAGAUAAAAGAAAUUUCAAAUGAUGCCACAUUGAUCAAGGAACAAAAUGAUAAAGUUACGCAGCAAGUUGUUAAUCACAAACAAAAACUUCAAGAAUUACAAUCCUUGUAUGAAAGGAAGAUAGAAUCUUUGACUCAAGAAAAUAAAAGUCUACAUAAAGAAGUAAUAACUUAUAAAACAGAAUUAAGUAAUCUUCAAGGAAAAUAUAAAAUAGUAAAUGAAGGGUAUGAAAUGUUGAAAAAUAAUAGCGAUAAAACAAUGCCGGUACACGUGCAUGUUGCAGCAGUAGAUGAAUGCAAAAGAUUGUUCGAAGAAUUGAAAUCGCAAUACGAAUCAGAGAAGAAAAAACUUUCUACGCGUAUCAAACAAUUGGAGGAGUCUCUACCAGACAAUGAGAAACAACUUGUGACGGUAACAGCGGAGCGAAAUCAUUUAAAAAAUCUAACGAGAACGUUAGAGCGCAAUCUAAAACGUACUCAGCACAAAUUAACAAACGUGCAAAAUGUCGUAUACUCUGUACAAAUUUCACGUGACUCAUUUAAAAGACAAUUGAAUAAAACCACUGCAUAUUGCGAAAAGUUAGUAUCGGAAUAUGAAAAAGUUAUGUCGGAGAAGGAAAAAUUAAUGAAUUUGUUACACGAAAGAGAGAAAGAAAAUGCAGAUAUUCAAUACAUAGGCGAUAGUAUAGCUCAUAGAGUAGGAAACCUUAAAAGUCAAUUGAACGCUGUACAAAAGGACGCGAAGGAUCAAUUGGCAAUGGUGGAAAGGCAUAUUAGAAUACACGAAGUUGGAACAAAUCAAUUGAAAUCGGAAUAUCGUCAAGAGGUACAACGUUUGAAACGUUUGCUUAAGCAAAAGGACGACGUUAUAACUCAAUUACAAAAGGAAAAAGAAAAACUAACGUCUCAAGAAAAUAUUGAAUUGGUUUAACAAUAUUACAUGAGUAUUAAUAAAAUGAUUUAAUUAAUCGAUUCAAUAAUGGAAAAAGCCUUAAGCAUAAUGAUUCUAUCAGAUCAUAUUGGUAAUUUAUACAGUUUGAUAUGACACGUUUGAAUCGUACAAUUACGAUUUCAUUUUUGCAAUCGACAAUAAAUGAAUAACUAAUAACUAAUGGUUUACUAUCUUACAAUGAACGUAAUUACAGUGAUUGCCUAAGAAAGUAUAGAGGGCAUUUAUAGAGUUAGUAUUAUCGUUCAUUGAAUAAAAUUAAAUUCUCAUGUGCGCACUUUUUUCCUCUUUUCUUUUCUUCUUUUUUUUUUCUUUUAUUUUCUCUCUCUCUCUCUCUCUCUCUCUUUCUCUCUUCUUAACAUUAAUCUCUCGAUCGAGAGAUAGUAAUCGUUGACAACCAAUUUUAAUCUUUCUCGUUAAUAGAAUAUCAUGUCUGGAAUUUGUGCGUCCACGUUAGAGAGAGGCAGUGCCCUCAGGGUCCAACACACGUAGGAAACGUAUCAGAUUUUUACCGACGACAUCACCUUUAUUUAGUGGUGACAUCAACCAACGCAAGUGGUCUCGAAGGUUACCAAUUGCCAUAGAGGGAGCAAUGCUUGUUAUUAUAAUUCUUUCUAUGCAAAAAGAAACCGAAUGGCAUCCAUUAUAGAAAUGAUCUCACAUCCAUCUCAUUUUUAUUCGAGACACGUACAUUCAUUUGCAAACGAUCUGUCUCACCUUAGAGUUAUAUUCCAGAGAAGAUAGUAUUACAGCUUGAUAAUUAUCUUGGACUAUUGACCUCGUUCCAAACUAGGAAAGAAGAUUUAUGUUAGCUGCUGAAGUCUGGUUCGCAUUUAAAAAAAAAA
Messenger RNA from Vespa mandarinia (Asian giant hornet), 2869 nucleotides. Its product is annotated as centrosomal protein of 89 kDa. The record is from RefSeq and is a predicted model, not a curated record. Gene Ontology annotation, biological process: mitochondrion organization; chemical synaptic transmission; cilium assembly. Gene Ontology annotation, cellular component: ciliary transition fiber; centriole. NCBI's taxonomy places the organism in Eukaryota, Metazoa, Arthropoda, Insecta, Hymenoptera, Vespidae.